Molecule: messenger RNA, 10287 nt
Organism: Paramuricea clavata
Lineage: Eukaryota; Metazoa; Cnidaria; Anthozoa; Malacalcyonacea; Plexauridae
Source: the annotation of a GenBank genome assembly
UUCGUGGUUUCCCAAAAUUACUUCCAUAUUUGCAAAGUUCAUUCGGGCAAAUCAAUACCGGGACUUCGAUAAGGGUAUAUUAAGCCCUACGGUAAAUGUACUCUAUGUAACAAAUGUUUGCCAAAUACAGCUUUCUGUUUUGUAAUUUAUGUUUUCUUGGAAAUGUUUACGUUUUUAUCAUGAACUGAUCGAUGUGUUAUGUUAAAUUUUUAAAAGCUGCUUUGUGGAGGAACUGUUUGGUUUUUUUUUGUAUGCGUAUUGGCUAUCUUUCGUGACAAUGAUCAUCUUUCGUGACAACAUGAUGAGACUUUGCUGAUUAAUGGUGUGUGACGGCAGUGACGCCUGGACUAGCUCGUACUGACUUAGUACUGACUUAGUACGGACUUAAUAGACUAGUUGCCUGAAAUACAGUAUCACUAAUCAAUUUGGUGAUUAUUAAACUAUAUAUUUACGAAGUGCUUGUUGUAGCAUUUGAAGAUAUUUAUUUUUAUUCAUUGACUUUCACAUGGCAAACAAAGUUGAUGCGAAAGUUGUAUUACUGGGGAAAGAAUAUAGUGGGAAGACUUGUCUAGUGGAAAGGUACCUACAUGAUAGGUUCAACAAGGAUAUUCCUUAUCAAAAUGUAAGUAAGUGUAUUAUUCAGAUCUGGUUGGGAUCUGACCAGAAAUGAAAAUGGAAUGCUGGUAUAUCAUGAAGUGUUGCAGAAUAUACAGUAUCACUGACAGAAUUUCCUGGAAUGUGGCGAAUGGAUAUUUCCCAGAACCCCAAGCACUCUCUCCAGCAGUAGGAUUAAUAGCUCAGUGGAAUUUACAAAUAAUUACCAGCCAAUAUUUUGUUGGUUCAGAGUUUUGGUGCCAGAGGUCCAAUUGGGGUCGGGGAGAUAAGUGUUAUAAUUACACUUCAAAAACCUUGCAUAACAAUGUGUAACCAAUAUCACUUUAUAAUAGUUUUGUUUGUGGAAACACCACGUAAAUUUAUUACUGCAGUAAUAAAUUUACGUGGUGUUUCCACAAACAAAAUUAUUAUAUUUUAUCACCAUGCAAACAUACAAAGAACUUAUUCAACAUCACUUUGCUGGAACCAACAUACAGAUAUUAAUACAUCACUAAUUCGUUGUUUCAUAUCAAAUUAAUAAAUAAAUGCAUGCAUUCCAAGUUGGGAUAAAACCGUUGUCAUUUCUUUCACUGGCUGAUGUUUUUGUAUGAAUACCAAUACUUAAUGUAUUAAGACAUGUUUCCAGGUAUUGUCUAUUUGGGGAAAUGCUGUGAGAUUCUGUCAUUUUCUGUGAUAUUCUGCCAUAGUCCAUAAUAUUCCACCAUAUUUUGUCAUAUACUCCAUGGUAUUCUGGUAUUCUGGGUUUUCACACCGUCCACUGAAAAAUAGUGGAACAAGUUAGCUAGUAAAGAUGAUUCUAUAUUCUAGUUUGAUCAACCGUGUAGUUGAAGGCCCCUUGCUGGUUUCCAAUGAGCCCUAGGGUGCAUUCCAUGUAAAUGAUACCUGGUAUAUACCCAAGACAAAGGGCCGUAUGACACUGAUACUCAAUGCAUUGUGCCCCUUAUUGCUCUCAGCAGCAAUCUUUAUAAGAGAUACAACUGUCAUUCUCCUAUAAUGAUAAUUGCAGUAACUUGUAUUCACUGCUAUUUGCUACUUCAAGGUUGACUUGAUGAUCAUGAGUAGCUACAGACUCUCUUACAUUCAUCCUUAAUCACUGACAGCCUAGUGCUAAUUAUCUGUCAUAUAACUAAUAACUUUAUAUUUUGAUAGACAAUAGGAGCAGCUUUUGGAGCAAAACGAGAAGUAAUAGACGAUAAAUCACUUACAUUGGGAAUAUGGGUAAUGAGUAUUCCUUCCAAAUCAAUUUACAGCCAAUGUGGCAGCUAAUUUAAUUAAAUUAACCCAUUGAGUUGCAUUGCACGCUAAUGUAAUAUAUUAAAUAAUCCCACGCCCAAACCAAUAUCUGGCAAAGAUGGAAUAAAAUUAAUUCAAAAAAACCAUGCCUUGUUGUUUACAAAAUGCAUACAUUUGUUAUUACGGUACCCCACACAAGAAACAAGUUUUCUACUAUUGUACAGUUUGUACUUGUCUGUACACAUGAGAUGUGAUAAUAGUACACAUAUACAUGUAUCUUGUAAAAAUGCCAAAAUUAAACCUAAUUUUCUCCCUUUCCCUUCAGUAAUUUUUUUUAAAAUUUUGCACAUUCUUUAAUAUCAGCUCAACAAGUGCAAUAUCCUUUUUUCUUAAAAUUCUGUCGAAGAGAAAUCUCGGCCUUGGGAGAAAUUACUAUUUUAUAAUUUCUGUACCUGUGUACAGUUUACAGUCAGUGCUUAUCUAGAAACAUAUUCACAAGCCUUUUCAAUUUAUGCAGGACACCGCAGGGUCUGAACGAUAUGAAGCAAUGAGCAGAAUAUACUAUAGAGGAGCUAUGGCUGCAAUUAUUUGUUAUGGUAAUUGAAAAUGUUUGACAUUUUACUUAGUACGUAACUAUAGACCCAUUAACAAAUUGCAAACAGUGGCGUAGCCAGCCCGACAAUUUAGUCCCGCUAUGCAAAUUCAAAAUUAUUAUCAUUAUAACAUUUCUUUAGAAAUUGAUUGUUUUGAUUGUUUUCACAAUCAAUGAACAUGAAAAUAUUUGCAUAUAGCGGGACUAAAUCGUCGGGUUGGCUACGCUACUGAUUACAAAUAGAUAAGAUUUUGCUGUUGUUUGUUCAGUGAAAUAGAUACACAGUAUGACAUCACAGUAUGACACAACUCUCUCCUGCCUUCUACAUUUAACCUCUUUUUUGUGCCUGUUGACCAAUUACAUAAUUAUAAUACAAGGUUAUCAUCUAACCAAUCUUAUUCUAGUAUUUGGUUGCCUAGCUUGAUAAGCCCGUAUGGUUUUUCUAGGUUUUUACCAAUACCAACCUAGUCAAUCUCAAAAAAAAAGAAAAACAUAUGUAUGUGUGUGUAUGUGUAUGUAUAUAUGUGUAUAUGCAUAUAUAUGUAUGCAUAUAUAUAUUCAUAUUGUAAAUAAUUUUUAUGUUGGAAUAAAAAUUGUUGUUGUUGUUGUUGUUGUUGUUGUUGUUGUUGUUGUUGUUGUUGUUGUUGUUGUUGUUGUCAUGUGGGAAGAACAAAAAAGUGACUCACGGGCCAUUGGGUCACUUUUUUGUUCUUCUGACAUUAUGUCAUACUGUUUUGCAGCUUAAUUUAAUGGGUUAACCAAAAAAUCUGACAAUGUCUCUAGUUAAUUAACCCAUUGAGCCGCAAUGCGCUCCAGUGCGCCCUACUUAAUUUUUUUUACUUGUCUAAUGCCCAACGAUUUUACUCGUCAGUGGGGAAGCUCUGCAGCUUAAUAAUGGGUUAAUGAAAAACCCCAAAAUUAAACAGGUAAAUGCUGCAGUAAACAUUUGGACAUUUUGAAAAAGUGAAAAUAUCAGUGACAACUAUCACACCUACAUGAUCUAUACGUCAAAUAAUGGUAUUGGCUAUGUUAAGUCACAAGCUGUGUAAGUUGUGAUUGGCUGCACAGAACAAAGAAUUUCGUAUGACAUAAUUCUGUGCAUCUGACCUCUAAUACUGAUCAUGGCUCUCGACCAAUGAAGGCGCUUGAAUUCUUAACGUUAUUAUAUAAUAUACACUCUCUUUUUUUAAAAACUGCAGAUUUAACAGAUUCCAGUAGUUUUGAUAAAGUAAAGUUUUGGGUCAAUGAACUUCGUACUCAUGAAAAGGUAGCUACUAUACUUUAUUUUAUUUACCAAGUCAAAUUGUAUUUUCUGGCCUAGACAACGUUUGUGUAAUACCCUAUUUCAAACUGAACAAAAACCUGCUGACUUUAAAUCAACAGUUUCAUUUAAUCUUCAAAGUUAAAUGAAAAAAACCCAAAUACAUGUAUCCAUGCAACCACACAGUAUUUUACCCUGCUAGGGCAACUAAUGAAGUUUACAGUAAUAUGUUGAAAUAACUGGCACUCUUACCCCCAUUUUAGCAAAACAAAACACAUAUAGACAUAUAUUGUGGGCACGGAAGUGUUAGAAUGGUCAAUAGAGGCUCUUGCUAACCUAAGUUUUACCUAGACUGCUAGAGGAACAGGUGAACCUCUAGAUUGCAGAGGGAGUGACGUGGCUCUGUGGCUGUGCAUGUUGUUCAGCGAGUUUGAGUCCUCGGGAUGAUGGUCUAGCGACCACCAUUAGUGUACUGAGACAGUAUGGGUACUCAAGACCUGACAGAGCAUGCAAAAACUGUACUUUUUGUAGAGGAACAGGUGAACCUCUAGAUAACAGCAGAACAGGCAAACCCCCAUUCAGGUCAGUCGGCUCGUUGAUGUCGAGUACUAGUUGAACAUCACUUGAACUGGUAAACAACUGAUGGUAACUCAACUGCCGAACCACACAGUAUUUUACCCUAGCUGCUAUUAAUCUAUUAUCAUCUAUAAAAACAUGGAUGGAUCCAGCCAAAUCUGGGGGUGUUUAUUGAACUUUGGUCAUUGUAAAGGGUGCAACCAUUGAUCAAGUGUUAUUCACUAAUGGGAACUACAGUACACCAAGGCAUUAGUGUGUAGUCGUGCUUGGUAAUUUCAAAAUCAAGUUAUGUACUGUACCAUCCCAUUUUGUCUCCAUUUUAUUUGAAAUAGUUUUUGUUAUUGAUCGUUCCAAAAAAAAAAAGAUAUGAUAAGGAAAUUGGCACUUCCCUUUCAACCCUUUGCUAAGGCUAAGAGGGUGGGCACAGUAAAUCCAUUCCUCCAACUACAGUAUGUAAGCGGUUCAGAUUUAGACAAUAUUCACACUACAUCGGAGUGAAAUAAUACCGGCAGAAUUUACGUGUGUUCACACUACGUCGUUAUAGUUUGUUUAAGAAUUAAAGUAGCAUUCAUGUGAACCAAAAAUAUUUCAAAUACUGUAGAAGCGAAGAUACUGUUAUAUUUAAACGAAAAGCAUUCGAAUUUACUGUUUUGAGACCCGAGAUGGUUGGUUUGCAAUGACGUUUGUGUUCACACGCAUGCGCCAGGCCCUCCGUUUUCAUCUCGCUCCGCAGACUAGUCCCUAGUCCUCUGUGCACGCUUUUGAUUUCCGUUACCUCCUCGCUCCGUUUAAAAACCUGUCACGUAAUCCCACAAUCAUGUCACGCAAUCAAUCCGUGGUCACAGAAUAGGAAGGUAUAGCAGAAGCGUAACUCGAGCAAGUAUUUGUCCGCGUUUUUACAAGCGAUUCGUCAUCAAUCACGCCAUCCUGGCUAGUACAACCGGCACUUUGCACCUACCAAAACCUGAUAAAAACUUCCGGUUGUACUGGCCAGGAUGACGUGGAUUGGCGUGAGCGAGUUAAAAUUUUCGUGGACGUAAAACAAUAAGGGAAACGACUAGAGUUACGCUUCUGCUAUACCUUCUUAUUCUGUGCCGUGGUGCAUCAUUUGCACAAUUACAUGUACUCACUGCACCAUUAUGACACUAACAUGCAUAGACUGAAGUUUGGGGAUAAAGAUGGAGCUGGUAUGCCUGUAUUUUGCUGUAUAAAAGAUCAGUGCCAUAAUUGUGCGAAUGGUCUAGCCACACAGCAACCUCGCAAGCCAGGCUUUCUAUUUCCGCUUCCCUCUCACACACUCUCCAGCUGUAGAGGUUGCGAGGUUGGCCACACAGCAUACUAUGUAUCAGCUUGCACCAGUGUUGUAGGACUCCAGUCCGGACUUGUUCUCGAGUCCGGACGUACUUGAGGGCAUGACUCGGGCUCGAAUGUAUAGGACUCGGAUUUGUAAGUGUGCUGGUGUAAAGCAAAAUGGUUUUCUUAAUUUUUUUAGAAUUGCGCAAUAUUUUUAUGUGGUACAAAGCUGGAUAUAACAAAACAAGAUAAAAGAAAGCGACAGGUCGACUAUCAUAGCACAACAGAUUAUGCUGACGGUGAGGAAUUCUAUUGUACAUGUGCGAUGUUUCGGAGUUUUUUUAUAAGAUCAUAAGUUGUAGUUUUGUGAACUGAUGAUGGAGAAAACGGCAAAAUAUUUUUUUUAUUUAAUAAAUGUUAAGCCUCAUUCUUGGUCGCUAAAAACCGCAAAAAUCUAUUCAUGAGAAUAAGGCGAAGAGAAAAUUCGCUAUACUUAAAUAUUUUGUACAUGAUUCAUGAAAUACAGGGAUGUGCCGAAUACUGCUUUGCCGGAUAGUACAAGAUAGUAUUCUACCGGAUUGAUGACCUUAGUUAACCCAUCGAGUCUGACUCGUCCCCAGUCGCUUCAGUUACGCGCGCGUUGAAUUACCCAACGCGCGCUGAAUGAUGGGAGUGUUAGGGACUGUGGAAGAGUCAGCCAUCGAGUUACAUUGCACCCUACUUUAUUGUUUUUCUGUGCAAAGCCAGAUGAUUUUACUUGUCAAGAGGAGAACACUGGUACACACUGCAUGAAUCAGAUUAUCUGCCCAUGUCAUUGUGUAUAGUUAAACCCAUUGAGUUGGGUUCCAUCCUACAUCAUUAUUUCACUCUGUCUAACGCCAUACGAUUUUACUCAUCAAGGGGAGAGGGCUGGCGCUGAGCAGAUUAACCCUAUAAGUUGCACUGUGCCCCAUUUUGUGUCCUACUUUAUUCUGUAUAAUGUCAGACGAUUUUCUCAUCAAGGGAAGGGUGCUGGCGCUCAGUUUGUGGGUUAAACAGACCACUGUAUCUGUCCAUGUGUGUAGUUAAUUGAAUUAGUUGUUUGCAUUGGCUGUAUAUUGAUCUAAAAGGAAUAAUUCAUUACCCAUAUUCCCAGUAUAAGUGAUUUAUCAUCUAUUACUUCUGGUUUUGCUCCAAAAGCUGCUCCUAUUGUCCAAGUACUACCAUCAGUAUAUCUUUGGACAAUACGUCACUAAAUUUUUGGCAUAGAACAGUCCAUUGUAAUGUCUGUUUAGUAUAUGUCACAAGUAUCGUUAGACAAUGUUUUAAUGUGUCACUCUAGUUGUUUGUGUUGUUUCUCAAUAUCUUGACGCAAAACAGACGGUUUUGUAUAGUUACAGUUUAUAAUAAAAGUUCCAGCUACUGUAGUAUACUAUCCGGUAAAUAUCCGGCAAAUUUUUAACCAUGAUGGCUAAUUAAAGAGUGCACGCUGAUCAAUUCAUUAAAUGUACAUAUAUUAUGCUAGAUACAUAAGAGCUAUACAGUGUUUUAAAAAAAUGGGCGCCAUUUUGGGGGAAGUAAGGACGAGUGAGAAUUUAAAAGUCCAAAUACUGGACGCCUUACGAGUGCGUGUUUUUCAAAUUGCCCGAGAAUCCCAUGCUGUUAAUAUUAGCAUUACUGAUUAAUAACACUGACAAAUGAAUGUGAUAAUUUAGAGAUUGUGGCUUAAGUAAGCGACUUAAUUGAAGGAGAAAAUGAUUUCAGAUCACAAAGGAUUUUACUCACGAAUAAUCACCGACAAUGGAAGUCGCGGUGUCAUAUACAAACCAGGCUUAAAUCAUGCACGCAAACAUACUUACAAUCGAAUAUCUCCUAGAGGAUAUCUCUUCUAACGGCCAUUAUACUGUAUAGUAUUCGACUAUUAUAUUAACGAGGUAUAGUGUGGUUUAGGUUAUUGACUUCCACUGCCAGACACAAAAGCGGACAGGGGCACCAAAAUGAGAAUCCCAACUCCCAAGUAUAUAAACUGCAAGGUUCCCAAUAAAAUUUGGAGUAGGAGGCUAUUUGACAAAAAAUGGCUCUAUAUGAUGCCGAAGGUAUACUGCGCACCUGGGGAGUGUGACAUGAAAACUUCGGCAAAAAUGUGUCACCAUUUUGGUGAGAAAUAUUCGACACAUCAUUGCAAUAACUUUUAACUUCUUUUAGAAAUUCACGCAAAAGUUUUCGAAACCUCCAGUCUGACUGGUGAAAAUGUUGGUAAGUAAUUGAAGGUUAAUUUUUGAAGUUUAAGUAUGAAAGUGACAUUUAGUUUAGUACUACUGUACUGUACUGUACUGUACUGUACUGUACUGUACUGUACUGUACUGUACUGUACUGUACUGUACUGUACUGUACUGUACUGUACUGUAUUAAAUUAUUCUUUUCAUCUUGCAGGCGAAAUGUUUUAUGAUGUUGCAAAGACAUGCUUAGAAAAACCAGUUGCGAAAGCUCCCAAAGGUUCAGAAUUAAUCAUUAACUAGUUUAUCUUUACUGCGGUACCCUAACCAAGUUAGAUUAACGACUUGUGACUUGACUUGGAGUCGAACAAAAUGGCUUGUUACAAACGAAGUAAAAUGUAAAGUAAUAAAUGUCUGGUGAAAAUUAACUUUUCUACAAUUGGACUGGUAAUUCACCAAAGUACAGUGACUAGUGCAGCCAGAAUGGCGUAUCACACUAUGACGGAGAGCUUGUGUGGCAUGGUAUAUAGGCCUGUCUACAUGAUACGAUUAGUCAUGUACGAUUCCUAUUCUGGCGUAUGUAAUCGGAAAAAACACACGCCAAAACCGGUUGCAUUUCAAAUUUCGCCCUAAACUAAACGAAGAGGAAUUGUGGCGUCAGCACUAGUAAUUUUCAUACGCCGGAAUGACAAUCGUAUACGACUAAUCGUGGCGUGUAGAUAUUUAAUUGUCAUGGGUGACUUCCUAGUUCGCUGUAAUAAGAACUGUACAGAAUGACUUGACAAUGACAUGGACUUGCAAGAAACGACUUGCUAUAUUUGACUUGUUAACAACUCUGCUGUUAUAUAAUCGCAAUGGGCCAUUUGCAUUGUAUUGGGCGAAUUACAUUGCAGUCCUCUCAUGCAUUAUUUUCUAUUUUUUUUAGAAAUUUCAUCACUAAAAUUAGUGGAGCCGAAACCAAAAAAGCGUUGUCCAUGUAGCUGAUAUACAGAGACGCUAGUAAUAGGUUGGAAAUUAUAUUUGGUGCACUCGUACUUGGUAUUUUCACGUAUUCACAUCUAUAUAUAUUUAUUGUAAUUUGGUCUAAUCAUGUGAAUAUAAUGGGAAUCACGGAGUCAUGCAAACGCAGUCAUUUAACCCAAUAAAGACACCUUAUAAUAAAUAAUGAUUUUACAAUUAAAUAGACUGAAGUAAAGACCGAUUGUAUACAAUUAAAAUAGACUGAGAGGUUUUAACGUAUAUAGCUAUAUACAAAUUUGCGAUAAUCACCGAGUGUUUGAAUAAAAUACAGUACAAUGGGAACUCAAAAUUUUGUGUUAUAAUUCGACGUUUCGACUAAUCUAGAUUACGGUAUUAUAAUAAGAUGAAAAUUUUCGGAGUUGCCAUUGCAAUGUAUUUUAUUAACUUGGAGAGAGAUAGAUAGCAAGGUCAAGGACAUACAGGGCUACCAGGAAUACUAUAGAUAAAGGUUAUCAUCUAUCCACACAGCAAUAUAUAGUUUAGAAGACAUCGACAGUAAUUUUAAACUAAAUAUAUAUCUAAGGGAGCACACCAGGAAUGACUUACCUUUUUUGAUCGCGAAAAUUUAUUCUUAUACUGUACGUCGCCAUUUUCAAUAUACACUUAAUCAUUACGAUGGCGAUCCGAACACGCGCCGAACAAUUUCAGGAAUUUAAAAUAACGUUGCAUGAGGAUGCAUGUUAUAUGUAAACAACGAGUUUGAGUGUUUCAUCAGGGGAUCCAAACACGAGAAAACUGUAUGAAACACGAGCGCGAAGCGCGAGUGUUUUAUUGUUUUCGAGUGUUUGGUCCCCUGAUGAAACACGAGAAACGAGUUGUUUACAUAACAUCUCGAACGAAAACAUUAUUAAACUGGAUAAACACGGGAAUAGAAGUUAUGGUGUGUUCUGCACAUGCGUAUAUCUAGGAUAAAAUCCCACAAGCGCAAACGAAACUAUUUCUCUAUAAAGUUGAGCUGAAAGGACUCACAGCGACCGUUUUGGCAGUGCUUCAGGCGCCCGAUGAUAUUGUAUGAGGGGCCUUUAGCACUGUCAACUUCUCAUCUUGAGAUGUUCACGUUAGUGAUGGGCGAUACCAGGAUUUUUAAUUCGAUACCGAUACCGAUACUUUUAAGAUCGGUAUCGGCCGAUACCGAUACCUAUUUCGAUACCAAAAUGAACACAAAGUUUCAAUUUUCGAUACCGGAAGUGAGUACUUAAAUUUCUAGUAUCGGCUACUUUAGAUACCUGCCGGUCAGCGGAAAAACAUUUUACAUUACUGUAUGUAACCUAAAUAAAGCUAUAAGUAAACCAAAAGCCCGAAGCGUAAUAAAUAUUUUCUAUACAUUUGUUGGCGCACCACAUUUGGAAUAUUAAGAGUUAUUUUAGUGGUUUAUUAAGUCUUAUUCAACCAAGAAGUGAAAUUAAACAAGUCGUUUAAAAAAGGGUGCAAGUAUCGAACGAUACCACGUCAGUAAUCGAUACCGAUACCGCUGUUUGUGGUAUCGCUGGUAUCGAAUACCG